This is a messenger RNA of Phragmites australis (common reed), 1426 nucleotides long. RefSeq lists its product as uncharacterized. NCBI's taxonomy places the organism in Eukaryota, Viridiplantae, Streptophyta, Magnoliopsida, Poales, Poaceae. The record is from RefSeq and is a predicted model, not a curated record. Gene Ontology annotation, molecular function: polyubiquitin modification-dependent protein binding. The coding region runs from base 241 to 1176 and encodes 311 amino acids. Gene Ontology annotation, cellular component: VCP-NPL4-UFD1 AAA ATPase complex. The transcript is spliced from 10 exons.
UUAAGUGAUAAAUCAUUCCCGAAGCCCCUCUCUCUAGUCUCCACCGACCGAACGCGAGCUCUUCGUCCUCCUGCCUAUUCCCGAAGAAACCAAGGCAGCGGAAGAUCCGUCUCGAAGCAUCCAAUCCAAGGUUUCGACUCUACACUACUCCACCCCGCCGCCGCCUCCCCGACUGCCACAAGAUCCACCGGGCCGUCUAUUUCUCGGGCGCAGAAGGGGUUAACCUUCUGGUUGGAAACCAUGUACUUCGAAGGCUAUGGUUACCGUGGAAGCACUUUCGAGCAUACAUAUCGCUGCUACCCUGCAUCUUUCAUUGACAAGCCACAACUUGAGGCUGGUGACAAAAUUAUUAUGCCACCAUCGUCUCUUGAUCGUCUUGCAUCUCUGCAUAUUGAAUAUCCUAUGCUAUUUGAAGUCCACAAUGCAGCAGCAGAACGGACUUCACAUUGUGGUGUACUGGAGUUUAUUGCAGAAGAAGGCAUGAUCUACAUGCCAUAUUGGAUGAUGCAAAAUCUUCUUCUGCAAGAGGGAGAUAUGGUGUUUAUAAAAAAUGCCAAUCUCCCAAAGGGAACGUAUGUGAAGUUGCAGCCUCAUACAACAGAUUUCUUAGAUAUCUCAAACCCCAAAGCAAUCUUGGAGAAAACUUUGCGAAACUUUUCUUGUCUAACCACAGGUGACAGCAUUAUGGUAGCAUAUAAUAACAAGAAGUACUACAUUGAUAUAGUGGAAACAAAGCCUUCCAAUGCUAUAAGUAUUAUUGAGACUGAUUGUGAGGUUGACUUCGCUCCACCACUUGACUAUAAAGAACCAGAGCCACCAAAAUCUGCUGUUCCUCCAAACACAGACCCUGCUUCUGAGGCUCCAGUUGAAGAAGAACCGAAGUUCAUCCCGUUCACUGGUUCAGGAAGGCGUCUGGAUGGAAAGCCUUCUAAAGAUAAAGAUGUACUGGCCUCAUCCCCUGCAAAGCGGCAAGCUAAAGCAACCAACGGUGUGCAGCCCUCAACAGCCUCCAUAUCACAGAGUAGUUCGUCACGCAAAACCACAGGAAAGCUUGUCUUUGGCUCUGGUGGAAGUCGAGCAGAUAAGACACCUGAAAAGGAAGCCAAGGAGGAACCGAAGAAAGAAGAACCAAAAUUUGCAGCAUUUACGGGAAAGAAAUACUCAUUGAAGGGCUGAAUAGCCAGAUAAUGUAUUAUAGGUAUUUCCAGGGUAUUUCCAGUGACAGACAUGAUCAGUGAGAAGAGCUUGAUAUGCUACUGAUUUUUUUUAUCCUUAUUCCUUGGGGCAUCUUUGGGUGGAGUAGUGGCAUCUUGAAAGUUCGCCUUUCUUUCCUGUGAACUAAGAUCCUUUCGUCAGCCACAGUGGAGCUACUGAUGUAUAAAGUUAUUCAUGUCUGUUUUAUGGAUUUCUACUGAACUUGCUUGUA